This is a messenger RNA of Scedosporium apiospermum, 762 nucleotides long. RefSeq lists its product as uncharacterized. The coding region runs from base 1 to 762 and encodes 253 amino acids. Gene Ontology annotation, molecular function: methyltransferase activity. The record is from RefSeq and is a predicted model, not a curated record. Lineage: Eukaryota; Fungi; Ascomycota; Sordariomycetes; Microascales; Microascaceae. The transcript is spliced from 7 exons.
AUGAUGUAUGAUGGAGGCUUGUUCCUCUGCCCCGCGGAACCCGAUAAACUGCAAAACGUUUUGGACGCAGGGACAGGAACUGGCGCCUGGGCAAUGGACUUGGCCGACGAACAACCCCAGGCUCAGAUAGUUGGUGUCGAUUUGAGCCCGAUUCAACCUUCAUUCGUCCCUCCCAACGUCAGGUUUUACGUUGAUGACCUCGAAGACCAAUGGACCUUUUCGACCAAGUUUGACCUCAUAUAUGCGCGCAUGUUGACUGGCUCCCUCUCUGACUGGCCCAAAUUCUUCAAACAGAGUUAUGACGCUUUGCAACCCGGCGGAUACAUUGAGCUCUCAGACAUCAUCUUCCCGCUGGAGAGCGACGACGGCACUCUCCCGAAAGACUCUGCUCUCAACCAGUGGGGUGAACUUUGCAACAAGGCUGCUCAUGUUUUGAAUCGUCCUCUCGACUCUGCCAGGCUCUAUUCCAAACAGCUCGCCGAGGCCGGAUUCACAAACAUCACCGAGAGGCACUUCAAGUGGCCUCAAAACCGCUGGCCUAAGGAUCCCAAGUACAAGGAGCUCGGCUUGUGGACUUACGAGGAUAUUGGCAAGAACGUUGAUGGUUUGAGUGUAGCGCUGUUUACCCGCGGUCUUAAAUGGAGCCCGGAGGAAUUUGAAGCGUUCCUUGUCGACGUUAGGAAGCAGAUGAAGGAUCCCAGGAUCCACGCCUACUUCAACAUAUGGAUCGUAUAUGCCCAGAAGCCCACUACCGCAACCUGA